AUGGCUGGUCAGGUCUCCAGCUCCUUCAUCGCCCGUACAUCCCUCGUCUUCGAGAAGGCCCCAAACCUCUCCUCUCAAGACUCUGACCUGUUCUCUCACGGCGACAGCCCCAUCCUGAGCAACUAUCGAACAGCGCCCAGCAGUCGUCGUGACAGCUUCACCUUCAGCAACGCGGCCCUCAACAACUACAAUAACAAUACCAUCACCUCCAACAACAACAACAACAACAACAACGCCAAUACCAGUUUCAACAACACAAACUCAAUUCGAAACAGCUUCUCGAUGGCGGACCUGUCUAACCUUGCGAACAAGAGUCGUCCCUUUGAGGGGGGGAAUGUGCGCAAGCUGGUCACUUCGUUCUCUAAUCCGGCGAUUCACCUCAACAUCAGCCAAAAUGGGCACCAGUUGGGAUUGAAGCCUGUUCGUUCGCCGAGUGUUCUUAUUGAACCCCCCUCUGAUGAAUUGACGGCGUCCCAUCUACAUCUGGACGUUCUCAAAUCGGCAAUUGCUGUAGUAGACCCACCAGCACUACCAGUGCCACCACCACAACAACAGGAGGAGGUGGUGGUGGAAGAAGAGGAUGGAGUGGUGGAAGAAGAGGAUGAAGUGGUGGAAGAAGGGGAUGAAGUAGUGGAAGAUGAGGAUGAAGUGGUGGAAGAGGAUGUUGCAGAGGAAAUCGAAGGCGUCGAGAUGACUGUUGAAGUCCCCAAGGUGAUGGUGGAGGUCCCCAGGAUUGAAAUUGGGUCUAUAUCGCCCCUCGCCCAUCUCCCGAUCGGCCCUAUUGCGCGCAUGAACUGUCGAGAGCAGACCGUCACAGAUGAGGACGGCAGCUUCUGCCAGUCCAACCAGCUCCUUGCGGUUCCGUUCGGGGAGCGAGUCCGGUCGCACAUCAAGGACUCCGGUGACGGCACACCCUGUCUGGAGUUGAACCCCUUCUCGCCCUACUCACCUGGGAUCCUCAAUCUCGAGUCCAUUGUCGCCUUCAGCCACCAGACCGAGAACCACAAAUCUGUCGAUCUGAAUGACUUUAUUGAGACGGUCGAUUUUGGAGGGGAGGGAGGGACAUUCGAUUAUAUCGGACAAGCGCUUGGAUCCUCUCAGAUGCCAGUUGAAGAGACCUUGGUUAUGGAGCAGAUCCUCUCCAACGCUGUCGAGGAGAUCGACGAGAAGGAAGAGCCGAUAGCAGUGGAGGAGAAAGAAGCGCUGAUGCAGUCCGAUACUCACGAGGGGCAUGUCUUGGUGGUUCACUUGGAGGAGACCUUGGAAACAGUUGUGCCAGUUGAACCAACAGUCGAGAGUUACGCUGCUGAAGAGACAAUCAUCGAUGACGCGCCCGAGGUCCAGCACCAACCGGCGCAAGAAAUAAUCUCAGAAUCCCCUCAAGCAUAUGAAGCAGCACCUGUCGACAGUGCCUCCCCUGCCGCUCUCCCCAAUGCCGUCUCCGAAGCACCUCCUGUCUCCACCUCCACUUCAACUGAUACCUUUGAGUGCAAGAACGUCUCCCCAGCUUCUCAGAGCCGUCAGUCGUCCAGUCAGUUGAACCAGUGCCAUGGUGGAUCGAUGGUGAUGCACGACCUCCCUCACGAGCUCCUCCGUGAAUCCCAGCUCUUGGAGAAGCGGCAGCAGCAGCAUGGCAGCUAUUCAAAGCUGAACGGGUCCUGUUUGUUACACUUGACGACAUCCAGAUGCUCGAACCAUAGCGGACCUUCAUCGAUGCUUGCCUCAUCUUCGACCUCCGGAUCAACUGCUUCUUCAUCAACUCGUCUCCAGACCCCACAGACCUGCAAUGGAUCGUUUGAGCGAAACACCGUCAUGUCCGAGGAUGACAUCUCGAUGCCUUCAGCCUCCGUUCAGUCGAGCGACCAUGGCCACGGCCGGUCCUCUAUCCAGUCCUCUUCUGCAGAUAACGACGUAGCCGCAGGAGGGGGAGCAACCUCAUCCUCUGCAGCGCCCCCCUCGGCGACAUCGGGCAGCAAGAAGCCCGCCAAAAUCGUGACCCGCCCCACCAAAGGUCUAUCGAUGGCGCUUGGUCGGACGUUUUCGAUGAUGCUCGACAUCACCUCUGCAGCAACGACGGUUGGGUUUGAGGAUGAGUCGCUUGAACAUGUUGUCUCAUCUAAAGUCUCUCGCACGGGCAAGCUAUUUGCGCAAAAGAUCAAGACGAUUGCCAACUUUGAGUAUAAUACCUCCAGAAAGCUGGGUAAAGGCAACUUUGGGGUUGUCUACCAAGGCAAAUCAACCCACGGCGAUGAGGAGGUGGCGAUCAAGAAAAUUACGAGGAAACUCCCAGGAGAGAUCGAGAAGCUGGGCUUGGUUCAGCGCGAGAUGAAAGUCUGUCGUCUCUUCCGUAACAAGACGGGUAUCGUGCCGCUGUUGGAUAUUAUAACGACGAACAAGCACCACUACCUGGUCUUUGAAAAGGCGGAGGGUGACCUGGCAGAGAUGAUCAAGGCCCGGUGCAAGGACGCGACGGGCAUCGAUAGGAUUAACCGGGACCCAUACCAACAACCCAUGUCUCCCUCCUGCACUCUCGGCGCAGUCUUCAACAUCCACGAGAUCCGGUCCAUCAUGCGCACCGUCGUCCUGGGUACCCAGUCACUCCACUACGAAGGGUUCAGUCACAAGGACAUCAAGCCCGCCAACAUUCUCUUCCGUGAAGGCCAGGGCCUCCUCUGUGAUUUCGGUCUCUGUAGUCAGCGCGAAGAACUGCCUGACAACCAGUUCUUUGGUACACAGGAUUAUGCCAGUCCCGAGGCCCGACGCGUCGGUGGGCCCAAGAAGUGCGACUAUAUCCAGGGGGAUGUCUACAGUCUGGGCGCAGUCCUGUAUGAACUCGCGACGGGGUCGGUGCUGUCAAAGGUGAUCAGUCAGGGAAUCAAUUGGCAGAAGCUGGCGCUGUUUGGAGGGAGAUCGUUCAGCGAGUUGAUUCAGGGGAUGGUGGAUGAUCUAGAGAAACGAUGGACGAUCGAUCGGGUGGUGAGCAGUCGGUUCUGGGAUGAGCCUCACUCGGACUCUGCCUCGGCUAUGACCGCCGUCUCGGAGUCGUUGCCUUUCUCUCCAUUCUCGGCGACAACUGCUGCUAAGUUGAUGCGACAGGUGGUUGUAGGUGGUGGCGGUGGAAUUGAUGUGGUGGCGGUUGGAGCGAUAGGCGCAGUGGAUUCUUCUACACCUUGA
Messenger RNA from Linnemannia hyalina, 3174 nucleotides. NCBI's taxonomy places the organism in Eukaryota, Fungi, Mortierellomycota, Mortierellomycetes, Mortierellales, Mortierellaceae. The record is from the annotation of a GenBank genome assembly.